CAUGUGAAACUGGGCCCGAAUCGCGGCAUUCGUGAUCGAGCGAGCUAUUGUAUCGAAACAAAUUUCGUGACGUUUCGAGUAGCCGGAUCGCCGCACUCGAUACGAAGCGAAUUUAAAUUAGCUCACUGUAACAGCCCUGGCCUCUCUACAAAUGGCAUUUACGAAGUGUCAAAUUGUGAAAUCAAAACAAAAGAAAUCAAAACAAAGAAAGUUGUUGAAGCCGUGCUAUAUUUUUUUAUAAAGGUGAAAUACUAUUGUUUUUCUCAAAAGUGAUGCAUCCAAUAAUUUUUUUAUAUUCGUCUUCGGAAUCUGAGGAAGAAAAUGUGCAGCAAGUCAUAAGGAACCGAAUGCGAGACAAAAGCAAUCGCUUGGCAUUGCCGGAGGCAGCGUAAGGAAUUACUUUUGACUUAACGAUUGCAAAAAUUGUGUACAAAUUAAUUUCAAUUGCCUACAUGUCUAUAUUUACAGCUUCAGGAAACGGUUCAGACUCUCUAAAAGUGCAUUUAACUACGUAUUGGCUGAACUCAAAUUUGAAGGACAUUUGUCAACCGCAGUGGCAUCAAUGAUUCAACUGGGAGCGACUUUGUCCCUUUUUGCCAGUGGUGGCUACCAGCACUUGGUGGGAAAUGACUUUUUGAUAGGAAUAUGUCAAAGCACUAUUUGCAAAUCAGCGAAAUGGAAACAAAGUUGUGCCCCCAAUUUAUUAAAUUCGUGCCCGACAAUCUUUCGGAAUGCACGAAAUCGUUUGUUGAAAAAUACAAAAUUCCUGGAGUUAUUGGAUGUAUUGAUGGCACGCACUUUGGGCUGCAAAAACCAACAGUAAAUGAGCACAUGUUCUUCAACAGGAAAGGAUACCAUAGCUUCAACUCAAUGAUAAUAUGUGACCAUGAAUACCGCAUUUUGGCCAUUGACUCAAAGUAUGGUAGAGCCGCACACGAUUCCUUUGUGUGGAAGCAUUCGGCACAACGAAAGUUUUUGGAGGAGCAAUUUAACUAA
Bactrocera dorsalis (oriental fruit fly) is the source of this 996-nucleotide messenger RNA. Its product is annotated as putative nuclease HARBI1. Bases 646 to 996 code for a protein of 116 amino acids. The transcript has 3 exons. Lineage: Eukaryota; Metazoa; Arthropoda; Insecta; Diptera; Tephritidae. The record is from RefSeq and is a predicted model, not a curated record.